This is a messenger RNA of Dermacentor andersoni, 8607 nucleotides long. RefSeq names its product N-chimaerin-like. Gene Ontology annotation, biological process: signal transduction; regulation of GTPase activity. Lineage: Eukaryota; Metazoa; Arthropoda; Arachnida; Ixodida; Ixodidae. Gene Ontology annotation, molecular function: GTPase activator activity. The record is from RefSeq and is a predicted model, not a curated record.
CCGUCACUCUCCUCCCGCUGACUAGCCCUAACGGCGAGCGAGUCGCCGACAAAAAAAAGUUUCUCGCCGCUUGAUGACUGAACGCCUGCUCAAGAUGAGUUGAUGCCGGCCUCGACCGGAAGUUUAAUAAAGCAUUUGACAAGGAGGGGAUGCCUCGCGCGAUGCCUGCUACUUCUGUGUUGACGCCGUCUUAGCGUCGGACGACCGUGUGCGCGUGUGUGUGUAUCGCGGUUUCGGCGAUUUGUCAUUUCCUGCAGCGCAGCCCGUCGCUUGCGCCCAUUUGUGGAAAUGGCACGACAAUUCGCGGAGAACAUGAAGCAAAAGCAUCAUAUGAAUGAAAUACCUCAAGUUUGGAAGUCUUACUUGUACCAACUUCAGCAAAAGGCACCAACACCAAAGAGGAUAGUCUGCAAUAAAGAGGUGCCUAAUCGUCCCGCACAUUAUGGAAGGGAAUUUCACGGGAUCAUAUCUCGGGAGGAAGCAGAGCGGAUGUUGCAAGAAGGGGAUGGCUGCUAUCUGGUCAGAGAAAGCCAACGUGCUCCUGGUCAAUACACACUAAGCUUAAGGUUUGGAAAUGCGUGCAAGAACUUUAGGUUGUAUCACGAUGGAAUGCACUACGUUGGGGAGAAGCGCUUUGCAACACUGCAAGACUUGGUGGCUGAUGGUCUCAUCACAAUGUACUUGGAGACGUACGCGGGCGAGUACAUCAACUCCAUGUGCGCCCAGUCGCGAUACGAGGACAGCCCAUACAUGACGCUCCAUUCAUACCAGCGGCAGCUUCGUCAGAAGCAGCAGCAGUCACUUCGCAUGCGCCACCACCGACAGCCACCGCCUGCUGCUGAGCAAGAGAGCCACGAGUAUGACAAGCCCGAUGAGGAGCUUGAUUGUCCCUUGCUAGAUGGCAUCCCCGAAGAUAUAAACGUCCAAGAUUUUGAGAAACCUCAUGCUUUUAAGGUAAAUAACUUCAAAGGCCUUCCUUGGUGUGACUUCUGUGGCAACUUCAUGUGGGGUCUGAUAGCCCAGGGUGUACGGUGUGAAGACUGUGGCUUCAGUGCACACAAUCGGUGUUCAGAGAAAGUGCCAAAUGACUGCUUGCCAGACACCAAGUAUGUCAAGCGGGUCUUUGGGGUGGACCUGACUACCCUGGUGAAAGCACACAAUACUCCUCGACCAUUCGUUUUGGAUAUGUGUAUCAAGGAGAUUGAGCAGAGAGGUUUAGAUACGGAAGGCAUUUAUCGUGUAUCUGGAUUUAGUGAUGAAAUAGAAGCUUUGAGGAUGUCAUUUGAGAAAGAUGGAGAAAGUGCACCAUUGAGUGCAUCAGCAUAUGAAGACGUCCAUGUAGUGGCAGGUGCCCUAAAACUGUUUCUGAGGUUGCUACCAAUACCGCUGAUCACGUUUGACAGCUAUACAAAGUUUUUUGAUGCAGUCAAGAGCAACAAAGUAGAGGAGAAGCUUGAAGCCAUGAAGGAAGCAGUAAAGUCACUGCCACCUGCCCACUACCAGUCAUUGAAGUAUCUCAUGAGUCAUUUGCAAAGGGUCUCGGAGCACCAGAAGAAAAACCUGAUGUCGCCAAAGAACCUGAGUACAGUGUUUUCACCGACAGUGAUGCGGACGCCCGACAUCAUGGGCAUGGGUCUAGACCAGAUGAGUGCCUGGCACACGGAGAGUGCCGUUGUCGAACUGCUCAUCAGCUAUAAUCGGACCGUAUUUGUCCAGUAGCCAGCCAUCCGGGAGGCAGCUAGCCACACACACUCUAUGAAAGGUUUCCCACCCAUGUGUCGUGUGCCCAUCCACCAAAGAGUUUAUCAACUGGCGCUGUCAUGAACUAACACAAGUCUGUGUCUGCGUCUAUCAGCCCCUUUGUCAGUCCAAAUCGACCAACUGCGAUGUCAAACGUGAGCUCGGAUCUGCAAUUUGGUUCAGGGAUGUGGUGAUAUCACGUAUCUUUAGAGACGCUUGGUUUGAGUGGUAGGACAUCUUCGUGAAGCACUGAGUAUUGAUUUAUAGUUUGCAGGUCAAAACUUUCCUUAGGCCAUGUUUGUAUGGAGUUCAUAAUAUGUGAAGAGUUCCAGCGUACACAUGCUUUGCGCAGUGCGUUUUUUUUUUUCUGCUGGUAAUGCUAACUGGUCUUUACGGACUGAAUGGGGAAAAUUUUGCGACCACUUUUUCAAAGCAAAAAGCAGCACUAAGACAAAGCAUUUUAUUUAACCUACAGUGGUACAGAUAUAGAUCAGAAUAUCCGGCAUUCUUCCAGCCAUACAGUUGGCUUUGUGGUGUUUUAUGUUCCGAGUUUGAAUUAAUUGAGGAAAGUUUUUUAUUUGUAAGAAAAGUCUGCUUCAGUUAUAAUUGUCAUUGCCAAGAGCCUCCUCUUCUUUAAAGCCAGAAUUGUUGCUUUUAAUUGCUGUACUUGCUACUGAUGUUGAGCUCAGCCAUUUUACUAUAGCAGCAGUAACAGGAACACUGUCGCCAUUUCAUUGCACAAGCUGAAAAUGAGUGCCUCGCACAAAAACGCUUUCUUCAACUUCUGAUGGCAGAUAUCUCUGCGUUUUGUAGUGAUCAGCAACCUUGCACAUCUGGUAUGAAACAUCUUAUAUCUGUAUAUGAGGCACAAAGAAGUAAGGUGUUUUCUGGGCUUAUCAAGUUGUAGAAAUGGCACUGCUGACGGACUGCUAACCACAUUGCACUACUUGUUCUUCGUUCUACAUGUCACCAAGGCUGAAGUAAUGCAACAAUUAUAUUUCAACUCCACUCAUUUCAUGCUUCGUCAGUGAAAGUAUGCUUUGCCUAUAUUAUCAGCAGAAUGAGGUAAAGGAAAGUGAUAGAUAAAUGUUCAAUAGAAUUUAGGGGAAAAAAAGAGGGGGGGGAUUGUAUAUUUUUGCCAAGCUACUCAAAAUGAGACUUUUCAGUUGAUGUUGUUUAGACACAGCACAGUAUUGAAAUAGGUUCUAUGGCAUCAGUGUGACAGUGGUAGCAGCAAAUUGUUCUCUGAACCAUGGCUUGUGCAUUUCAUGCAUGCAGCUUUCAUGAUGCUUGCAACUUUUACGGCAUGCAUCGUAAUGGGCCAUAUAUGCACAAUGUUUUCAUGUUCACUCACUGAUGCCACAGUGCAUUUGAAUAAUACUGAAAACAAGUCCUUGUGAUGUAAUGGAGUUCUGCAUGGUGAUACUAAUGAGUGUUGACAUGCAAAGUACUUCAAGGAAGAAAGCAUAAUUGAAACGUCAGGAGACUUGUAGGAUAGAUACUUGUAGGAGACUCCUGGGGCAAAGGUACAGCAACAUCUUUUCUUUUUAUGUCUGUUGUGUUCAGUGGUGGUCACGCACCACUACAUGUGCUGUGAUGUGGUUGGUCCUGUUGGAUGCCCUAGUAGGUACUCUCUUUGUCCUUGUGGUAUGGUUUAAGCCACGGUUUACAAGUCUUUGAUUACUGUUGUGAAUGCUGCAAGAGUGAGGGGCCAGAAAGACAAAAUCAUUGUUUUCCUUGUGGUUUCUUAGGCAACAUCUUUGAAUGAAACAGCACAAAAGAAAGACGGUCCAGUACACUCUGUUUAAGACACACUUUGCUAAUUCUCUGGCCAGAUGGACUGCAAAGGUGUCGCUUUCUCUGUCUCUAUAUUUUUUUUGUACCCCAUAAAUUGAACUUUCUUUUGUUGACAACAACUUCCUAUAAAACAGAACAAAUUUUAAAAGCUUUGUUCAUGUUUGUCUUGAAGGAACACUGAACACGUGCAGCAAGUUCAGCUAGUGGGAUGAACUCGCCUUUACCAGCCAAUCAAGGUUCAUAAGGAUGACGAGCUCUCCUAGCAGUGUCUACGAAACAUUUUUAGGUUGGCAGUAAAUAAGCGGGAAAUAGUUGCACAUUUUCGCAGUGGUGGUGUCACUUGUCUGUCAAUUUACGUCAUUUUCUCACUCACCGAAGGCGUGCUGUCAUCAGUGCUCUUGCAAUUGUUUUGUUAUUUUAGAAUGCUAAUUUUAUGAGUCAAGCUGAACUUCAUUUCUGCCAUUAGUUUUCCUAGGAGUACUGUACGCUGAAACGGUGUGGCACAUGGCUUCAUUUUUGAUGUUACAUCACUAAUUAUUUUCUUUUCUUUAUGGCAUAUGAGGGAUGAAACUCACUUAUGAAACAUGAUUUUGUAUUAUUGAAUGUGGAAUGUGCUGCUGUCGCUGAAUAUUUUGAAGAGGUGAACAAAUUUAUCACACCAUGCUGUGGAAUGCAUGCCACUGGAUAUUAUAGGCUGGUCAUUAGGUUACCUUUUUAUACAGCUGGAGUGUCGUACAAGGAUGGGAUUGGCGUGCAAGUUGUAAUGCUACUUAAAUGAAGCACACUUACAAUGACACUCAACUUUAUCUUCAGUUUGAAAAACACCUUUCAGUAGAUGUGUUUGUGCUACAUGGGAACCAGAUGUAACUACCAAAGCCAGUUGCAAAGGGUUGUUAGCUGAUUGACUUCAUGAGGUAUUAGAUACAAGUGGCCAUGCUGUCAACAGUGGCACAGGCCAUACUGACCAUAAAUGGCUGCAGUAGGUAAAUAUUACUCGAUUCCACAACCUUCAAGGUUGCUCCAAUCAGACAUGUAUGAAAGUAAGGGUAAUUGUCACUUAGGUGACUGCGGCUGUAAAACACUGUAUCAGUGAUGAUGAUGAUGAUGAUGAUGAUGAUGGGUGGGCAUUUGGGCAUGCUGCUUUGGAAUCUCAGUGCCUCAAAGGGAGUUUGUCGUAAUUUUAAACAAAGAGGCAAUUUUGAAAAGGCAGGCCCUUAUGUACCAAGUAUAACUGAAACAAACUGUAAUACCUUCAGUUAAUAAGCUAUCAGCGGAAGUUUAUAGUUUAAAAACACCUGUACAUGAGGUUUUUAUGUUAUAUCCCAAGAUUAUCUGCAUUCAUGCUUGCGUCUUAGCUUUUGGUUUCACAUUUUUAGGUGUAUUCUUGGUCAUAUUCUUUCACUUGUAGCUUCCUUUUUAUGGGAUUCAGGGUAAUAUUACUUAUUAAUAAACAUUUACGUAGUCUCCAUCAGAUGCUGAGAAAAUUUGCGACAUCAUGAGUGAUAGGUAGAAAAAAUUUUCACAAUCACGUUAAGACUUCUGUCUUGUCUCGAUGUCCAUCCCGGCAUGCCAAAGCUCCACUCAUGCUAGGACUGACCUGAGAACGAUUUCAGAAAUGUGCAUUUGAAUAUGUUCCAUUGUUUUAGACAGAAUACAGUACUUGUGAAAGCCCGAAAUAUCUGUGACACAGUUAUCAAUAGCCCUUUUUUCAUAUCGAAAGUUGAUACAGUUGAGUUGUACCACCACAUCAAAAUUUUAUUGUGCGCUAGCAAAUCUAGCAAUUCUUGGAAGCCUGCAUAAUAAAUACAUAGUAAAGCAUUUAAUGAUAGUACUUAGUGCACUGUGUGCAAUAUUUGUGCAUUAUCAGUUUUGGUCAAGCUUAAAGGGUCAGCACAUGGUAACCUAUAGUUUAUUCAGGUAAAAUGAUUUAAAUUACAGGCAGGCAUAGAAAUGGUUUCAUUUAUAUAUCCUCUUUUAAGAUAUAUAUAUAGCUUCCAUAUAUAGCUUCCAAUUUUUUUUUCAGAAGUGAUCUGUGACUGCAAACAGAUGCUCUGUUUUAGUAAGCGCUUACGGCUCAUGCUGAGUGGCUACAAGUAUCUGCUGCUGCAGAGCACUGGUUUUGACUUCUGGCUGUUGCAGCUAUGUUCCUAUGAAGCAGUGCGCAAUAAUGAGCGUGUACCACAGUUUCAGUGCACUUUGGAAAACUCAAAAUAGCCCAAAUUAAUCUAGAGCCCACCAUUGUAUGGCCUUCGUAAUCUCUGUUGCUUUGGUUGUUACACCCAACUGCAAUGAAAUAUUGGACUGCGUAAAAAGCCUGUUAAAGAUAGUGUAGAUAGAGGUGCCUCUGUGCAAGGUGUUGUGCUGGGAAUAGGAGUGGAAGCAUCACAAAAGGCUUGCAAGAAUAGCUGUUUUUGAUACUAAAGCUCAAAAACAAAAGAAAGCUACCAUUACUGCUUGCUGGAAGUGACGCUUGACCUAGCACGCGCGACUUGUUCCAUGACGUCCAUGAUUGGGCAACGCCUGCGGCUGCCCAUUUUAUGCUGAAAAAGCUUGUAGGUGAUGUUUUCAGAUUUACAUUGUAGCCACUAACCACCAGGUGCGUGCAUUGUCUGCUUAAGUACCGUUUAGAGGCUGCUAAUAAGAAAAUUAUACAGCUGCCAGCUCUGUAGAUUUGCCAAGAUUGCUUCAGUGGUAUAUAUACUGCUCAUUAAAACCUAAUAAGCCAAAGUGAAAUUUCGUUGCAGUUGGCCAUUAAUCAAACAGGCAUUACCUAUGAUUUGGGUAAUUAGCAGUGAAGCAGUAAUGUGCAGGCACCACGCAUAAGUUUGUCAAGUGACAGUGGGCCUUGAUAAAGCUGUGCUAAGUUUCCUUGUUUUGGGUUGCUUGUUUGGCUGUAAGCGGGAGACUGGGUUUUGAGGUGAGGCUUUUCAACUGAAACACUUUUGCUUUGUGGUGUUGAGGCACAUACUUAUCAGUGCUGUCAAUUUUUGAAUCACACAUUCAUUCUGAGGGGGGGGGGGGGGGGAAGGGGGUUGUUGAAGCUUCUAACCAACAUUGUGAGUACUAAUUUUGCUGUUCUGUAUGUAGAUCGAAACAGUGAGUUGGGCAAGUUCGUAGAUUAACAUUGUCGAUAUCAAAAGGAUCAAAUUGUAUUUUGGGUAUCAAAGUCCUUGAUGUAGGCCGUAAGUUGUGGUCCUUUCACAUGUUUCUAUUGGAAAAACUCUAGUUGAGGUUAUAACUUGUUUAAUAAUAUUGUGUAGUGCACUUUUGAACUGAGUCAUACCGCUUUGAUAUGCCAGUGUUGCUAGAUCACAUUGAAGUGGGGACUUCCCAAAGAUUUUAAGCUCAGACGUGAUUCUUGUAUUAAAGCUUAGGGUGGUGUUCUUGCAGUAUAUUUUUCAUAUUUAGGGGCGUAGUAUUUUUUGCUUCGUGGAUGAUCUCUUGUUGAUCAUAUUGUAUUGUCAACUGUGCACUGUGGUUUCAGCCUAUUUGGCCAAUUCUUUAAACGAUACUUGCGGUGCGUACGCUUUUGCGGGUAUUGUCUGAUUAUGAUGUGUGAGUAAUAUGAAUCACGAAUGCUUUACAUUUUUAUGGGACUGCAUUUAGGUCGUGCUUUGCUUCCCAUUGCUGAAGUGUUUUCCUUCUAUACAAGCUUCAUUUUCUAUACUAUGAAUACGAGGUGCAGUUAAAAAAAAAAUUAGUUCUCGUCAGUGUUGCUUGGCGAGCAGUAGCAGUGUCCUGUUAAUUUUGUGUUUCUUUUCUGUUUUUGCUCAUGAACAGGAAAUCGGGUCUUAGCAGUUCCUUGGGAUAAGUGUUCUUUUUAAGCGAUAUGAGUUCCUUGGAAACUGUUUCAUGUUUGUGUUUUCUUCGCUUAAUAUGUUGAUUUUGGAGAAGCCGGGCCUUUGGUUCUUUGGCUCUGCAACUUUGAUUUUGGAAAACUAGCAGAAGCUUAGCAAUACUUCUGGUGCAGCAUUUUUUGCCAAUUUUAGUGCAAAACUAUUUCAGUGACAGACCAGGAGCACUGUCGGAUGUUUUAAUGGCAUAUCAAGAGUAGCCACUGAGCUGAGGUCGCUAAGGAGAGGAACCGAGAAUGCUCUACCAAAAUUUGCGGGGUGAACUGAAACUUUGCAAGGUAAACAUUUGGGCAUGUUGGAGGGAGAUCCCAAGAGUACUCGCAGCAUAAAAUGAAAUGUAUCUGUAAGCGAGAAACAACACAACACUGAAACUUCUUGAUCUUAAGUAAUUUGGGAACUGGUUUAGUACCGUGUGAACUCCCUUGCCUUUUUGUUUUGGUGGUGGAUUCAUUGUUCCAGUUGCAGAUUUUGAGAAUUUGGUCAAUGCUGGGAAACGGUGAUCAGCUCCAGAGUUGGUCAGUUGCUCUCAGUCUGCCAUUGCAAUUUGACAUUGGGAGCUCUGGAAUUCACAAUGCUCUUAAUGCACUGCGACUUCAAGAGGGGCAGAAAUGGAGUGAUGCUCUUUGUUAUUUGGCAAUGAUGUUGCGAAUGCAGGCCAAGAAGUGAACCAAUUAUUGCUCUAUAACUUUGUGUCUUACACGCUCAAGAUGUUUUCACUACAAAUGUGAACAACAUUAUGUGUUCCACCUAUAUUCUUUAUCAAGUGUCGUGAUGACUUUUUUUGUUUAUCUAUUUAUAUCCUUAGGAAUGGUGUCUUUUUCUCCAGUUUUCCUUGUAGUAUUUUUUUGCUGAGUAUAUAUAUAUAUACAUAAAUUAUUUAGCAAGCUCGAAGAAAACAAGUCAUACCUUGACGUAGUUGUAUUUUGUGACUGAGGGACUCCUUUAAAUUCUGUUUAGAUGCUUUAUUUCUGUUAAGUGGUUAUUUGCGCAUGUAUACUGUGUGAUGCACAAUUAAUUUCUGAUGUGUAUUUACGAGUAUUAACUGUGGCGUGCGUCAUCAGAGUGCCAGAAGUGUGCGUUUAAGAGUGUAAUAAUUUAUAUUCCGGUUCCGCCGCAUAAUGCAUAGAUGUUAUUUGCUGCACAGUGUGAGUUUUAUUUGACAUUUCUCAUGCCGGUCAAUGCAUUCCAAUAAAACAAGUUUUUUUUUGUAUGCCGA